This is a messenger RNA of Abrus precatorius (Indian licorice), 213 nucleotides long. Its product is annotated as inhibitor of trypsin and hageman factor-like. The transcript has a single exon. NCBI's taxonomy places the organism in Eukaryota, Viridiplantae, Streptophyta, Magnoliopsida, Fabales, Fabaceae. Gene Ontology annotation, molecular function: serine-type endopeptidase inhibitor activity. Bases 1 to 213 code for a protein of 70 amino acids. The record is from RefSeq and is a predicted model, not a curated record. Gene Ontology annotation, biological process: response to wounding.
AUGAAUUAUUGCAAUGUAGGUAAAAGCUCGUGGCAAGAGCUGGUUGGCAUCAAUGGAGAAGCAGCAACACAAAUUAUUAUGAGAGAAAAUCCGAACGUGAAGGCUUUUGUUGUGGCAGAAGGAUCAGUGGUGACCAAUGAUUUCAAGUGUGACAGGGUGCGAGUCUUCGUUAACUAUCGGGGCAUUGUUACUCUAGUGCCCAAAAUUGGUUAA